This is a messenger RNA of Morus notabilis, 1842 nucleotides long. Its product is annotated as mitochondrial carrier protein CoAc1. The record is from RefSeq and is a predicted model, not a curated record. The transcript has 7 exons. Bases 599 to 1612 code for a protein of 337 amino acids. Gene Ontology annotation, biological process: transmembrane transport. NCBI's taxonomy places the organism in Eukaryota, Viridiplantae, Streptophyta, Magnoliopsida, Rosales, Moraceae.
GGUUUCCUUUCACAACUUUUCGAUUCCUCUUUUUCCCAAUUCCUUUUCCGAUUUCAAUUUAUUUUCUGCAAAAUUCGACCCUAGUCAUUGAUUCUCCGGCAUAAGAUUCAGAGAAUUUGUUUGGAUUCUUGUGGAUAUUGAUGAUUCUGUGAUAGAUUGACGGGAUUGUUAUUCAGGAUUUCGUCCUCUUUGAUAUUCUUCUUGUUUGAUAUUCCGAUUGAUCUGCAGUAGGGUUUUGAAUUUUCAUGGGUUUAGUCUAGAUCCAUGGGAGGAUUAUUAUCAUAAUCGAAGUGAGAUUUUCAGUUUCCGAUCCUCUAGGGCAAAAUUUCCCGUAUAUCCUUUGGAUGUAUCUUGUUAUAAUCGAAGAAGAGAACCGGCUUGUGAACGUAGCCGACUCGUCGCUGGGUGUUCUCAGCCCUCGAAUUCGCUUGUCUUUUCUUGAACAAAAGGCCUUUGCUUUCGGUGUUCCGAGAGCUAGAUGGGAUAAGGAGUUCUUCGCGCUUCAAGGAGGGUAAUUGAAAACGAAUAUACGACAAAAAGUUUGCGAAAAAUUUGUGAGAUUGGUUUUCUGGGUUGGAGUUUGGAGUGAAAACUGCGAAUGGGUUCUGCGCAAAGGUCUACUCUUUCCACGAACGUGGCGAGUUUGGUGGAUGGCUCGUCCACUCGCGAAACGGUGUCGUGCAUUGAUCAUUUGCCUGUUUAUGCGAAGGAGCUCAUAGCCGGAGGCGCUGCUGGGGCGUUUGCCAAGACUGCUGUGGCUCCCUUGGAGCGUAUCAAGAUACUAUUGCAGACAAGGACAGAAGGGUUCCACUCUCUUGGGGUGGGUCAAUCUUUUAAAAAAUUACUGAAGCAUGAAGGUGUUCUGGGAUUCUAUAAGGGAAAUGGUGCGAGCGUCAUUCGAAUUGUUCCCUAUGCAGCCCUGCAUUUCAUGACAUACGAGCAGUAUAGGUCAUGGAUCUUAAGCAAUUAUCCUAUUCUAGGAUCGGGUAGUCAUAUUGAUCUUUUAGCUGGUUCAGCAUCUGGAGGAACAGCAGUUUUGUGCACUUAUCCUUUGGACCUAGCUCGUACUAGACUUGCUUAUCAGGUUGUGGACACUAGAGGAAGUUUUGAGUAUAAAAGUCCUUAUAAGGGUAUAAAAGAUGUGCUUUUCAGUGUUUACAAGGAAGGGGGAGUUCGUGGUCUAUAUCGAGGUGUAGGGCCAACCCUCAUUGGAAUCCUCCCUUAUGCGGGCUUAAAGUUUUACAUAUAUGAGGAACUCAAGAGGCAUGUUCCUGAGGAGUAUGAGAAGUCCAUCACAAUGCGACUUUCAUGUGGAGCUUUAGCUGGAUUAUUUGGGCAGACCUUCACAUACCCAUUAGAUGUUGUUAGGAGGCAAAUGCAGGUCGGAAAACAGUUAAAUUCAGCUCAAGGUGAUGGUGGAUUCAAGAACACAUGGGAAGGGCUUACCACUAUUGUUCGUAAUCAAGGAUGGAGGCAGUUGUUUGCAGGCCUAAGCAUUAACUAUAUCAAGAUUGUUCCGUCGGUCGCUAUCGGUUUCACUGCAUAUGAUACGAUGAAGUGUUGGCUCCAUGUUCCUCCCAGACAGAAGUCUCAAUCAAUAUCUGCUGCGUAAAGGACUCGUUGGAAUCCCCAAACAGAGUCCAUUACUAGAUACUUUGAACAUUCUGCGUUGCCAGUUUUCUCGAGAAAUUGUUCACACGAUUGUUGUGGAAAUGAAUUUUCAAUUUAUUCUUCCUUUAAAGUUGUUUUUUUAGUUUUGGUUGAUUGGUGGAAUACUGAGAAUUCCUUGAAACGACUGAGCAAUGAGGAAUUAUAUAUGAUGGAAAUCUUUGCUUCGGCUUA